This is a messenger RNA of Danio aesculapii, 2619 nucleotides long. RefSeq names its product src substrate cortactin-like. Gene Ontology annotation, cellular component: plasma membrane; actin filament; site of polarized growth. Bases 137 to 1267 code for a protein of 376 amino acids. Gene Ontology annotation, molecular function: actin filament binding. The transcript is spliced from 12 exons. Lineage: Eukaryota; Metazoa; Chordata; Actinopteri; Cypriniformes; Danionidae. The record is from RefSeq and is a predicted model, not a curated record. Gene Ontology annotation, biological process: regulation of actin filament polymerization.
UCAGUCGGUCUGGAGCAGGAAGUGGGAAGCGGAAGCUGCGGUCAGGAAAGCGGACGCCUGCUCUGGUCAUAACUAUAAUCAGCGUCUCCACAAUUACCUGAAGAAGACCCGCGUUACGAGGACAUCGAGCAGCACAAUGUGGAAGGCAGCCGCUGGUCAGUCUGUCUCUAUGUCAGUGGAUGAAGGAGCAGAUGAUUGGGAAACUGACCCCGACUUUGAGAAUGAUGUGUCCGAGAAGGAGCAGCGAUGGGGAGCCAAGACUGUGUUGGGAUCCGGACACCAGGAGCACAUCAACAUUCAUAAGCUGCGGCAGACGGUCUCCACUGAACACAGUGACCUGAAGCAGAAGGAGCUGGACACCAUGCCCAAAGCCUCUCACGGCUACGGGGGGAAGUUUGGCCUCCAGCAGGACCGCAUGGACAAGUCCGCCGUGGGUCACGAGUAUCAGAGUAAGCUGUCCAAACACUGCUCUCAGACCGACACCUGCAAGGGUUUUGGGGGUAAAUAUGGGCUUCAGGAGGACCGAGUGGAUCAGUCUGCUGUCGGCUUCGAGUAUGUGGGAAAGACAGAGAAACACGCCUCUCAGAAAGAUUACUCCACUGGUUUCGGGGGCCGGUACGGUGUUCAGGCUGACCGUGUGGAUCAGAGCGCGGUGGGCUUCGAGUAUCAGGGGAAGACGGAGAAGCACGAGUCUCAGAAGGAUUACGCCAAAGGCUUCGGGGGAAAGUUCGGCGUGGAGACGGAUAAGGUGGACAAGAGCGCGGUGGGCUUCGAGUAUCAGGGGAAGACGGAGAAGCACGAGUCUCAGAAGGACUAUGUGAAGGGCUUCGGAGGGAAGUUUGGAGUUCAGACGGACCGUCAGGAUAAGUCUGCGGUUGGCUGGGAUCAUCAGGAGAAACUCCAGCUGCACGAGUCUCAGAAAGAUUAUUCCAAGGGUUUUGGAGGGAAGUAUGGCGUGCAGAAGGACCGAAUGGACAAGAGCGCAGGCACGUUUGAGGAGGUGCAGAAGCCGAGUGCUGCGUAUCAGAAGACCCGUCCUGUGGAAGCAGCCUCCAGCAGUGCGAGCAGCAUCAAGGCCCGCUUCGAGAACAUCGCCAAGCAGAAGGAGGAGGAGGAGCAGCAGCGUCUGGAGGAGGAGCGCAGCCGGCGGCAGGCCAAGGAGAAGCAGGAGCAGGAGGAGGCGCGCACACACAUGAAGGUCUGUGUCUGUCUGUCUGUGUGUGUGUGUGUUUCAGGCCCACUGAUUUACACUCACACACACAUCUGAGCCGUCCGCUCCAGUGUAGGGGGAUAGUGAAGGUUCUGUUGAACACAAAAGAAGAUAUUUAGAGAAAUGUUUGAACGCUGUAACCAUCCACAGUAUCCGUGUUCCUGCUGUGUUAGUCAAUGGUUUAUUAGUUUCCUGCAGAAUAUCUUCAUCUGUGUCCAACACAAGGUGAUUAAAUGACAUGUUUGGCUUCAUGCAGAAGAGUGUGUGUUGAUGAGCAGUGCGGUCUAGUGCACUAGGAAGGGCACAGUCUUCAGAUUGAGCUGCACUCAUGACAGCUCUGCAGUGUGGCUCCUUCACUGCGCCCUCUAGUGGAGUGUGGAGGACACACACACACACACACGCACACACACGCACACACACACACACACACACACACACACACACACACUCAGCUUAACUCCAUUCAUCUUCACAGUUAACAGAGUUCAGAUUGAGCAGUUCUUCUUUAAGAGAUGAGAGUUUUCCUGCAGUGAUGGUAGUUAACGGAGCUGUAAAUAAAUGGCGUGACUAACAGAGAUACUCUUUUCAGUAACGAGUAAUCAAAUAAACAGUUUCCCCUGUUAAAACUUGAUUUUUCCCCACCGCAAACCCUCAGACAGCAUUAAACAGAAUAAUGUGUGUGCUGUAAAGCAUCUGUUGUGUGUUCUGUUGAUCAACAUGUUGAUGUUGACGGUGGUCUCUCACACUGUCCCACUGCAGUGAUAAAAUAGUGUCUAUUAGCGUACAGUGAUUUAUAUUCAUCUGACAUUAGAUGAGUAAAGCUAAAGUUCCUUUCCCUGCUGAUUAGUGACUUUAAUAAUCAUAAUACUGUUUGUGAGGAGUAACUAGAACUAGGGCCAGACAGAAUCUGCAGAGGGUUUUAGCUGUUUCUGUAGAGAAUUGGAGUAUAAAUCAGUGGAGUUCUGCUGAAUGAUUUAGGCAGGAUCAUAACUAAAACCUUAAUAUGUGAAAUAAACAUAAUCUCUUCACUUCUAUUGAAUAUUCACAAUGCUAAUCUGAUUAAUUCAGUUAAACAAAGCAAGACUCAUAUAAUAUGUGUAGCGAAAGCCAGAGAAUAAGACUGAACACACUGCACUGUACAUAAAGCAGAUCAACAUGCUCAUAUUAGUCAAUAAUAUUACUGACAUGAGUUUAUAAACUGAAUCAAUCGAGAUUUACACACAUUUACACAAGUCAAUCAGCAGAGUUAAUGAUGAGCUGAACAUCUGUGUGUGUGUGCAGACUCAGUGUGGGCCUGACUAUAAUUACUCUUCUAAAGGAACGACCCAACACUGCUCAACACUAGAUAAUCCACACUCUUAAUGAUUAACAAUCUUUACUAAUCGAUUGAUAAUCAUUAACGUGAUGCU